This is a messenger RNA of Phyllostomus discolor (pale spear-nosed bat), 5542 nucleotides long. It is a transcript of the gene RTKN2, whose product is annotated as rhotekin 2. The transcript has 12 exons. The record is from RefSeq and is a predicted model, not a curated record. Bases 232 to 2064 code for a protein of 610 amino acids. Lineage: Eukaryota; Metazoa; Chordata; Mammalia; Chiroptera; Phyllostomidae. Gene Ontology annotation, biological process: signal transduction; hemopoiesis; positive regulation of cell population proliferation.
AUCCCAGCCCGUACUUAGAACUCGGGUCUCCGAAAACGUCCGGGAGGGAGGCGAGGGGCGCCAGGCGCACCUACUGCGCCUGCGCGCGCCAGCUCGGAGGUCCCAGCACCCCCUCCCCCUGCGGUCGGGACUUGGUACGACCGGGCGGUUGGUGUCCUAUGUGGCUCCAGCCAGAGGCGGGCUUUUUAAAUCUUUGGCGGACUGGCAGCUGCCUAGGUUGUGGCGCUGGAGAUGGAGGGGCUGACCCAGAGGGGUUCCGAGCUCGGCCCGGCGGGGCUUCCGGCUCAGCAGGACUGUAGCAUUCAAGAAAAGAUAGAUUUAGAAAUUCGGAUGCAACAAGGAAUAUGGAAACUCCUCUCUGUGAGCACUCAGAAAGACCAGAUUUUACAUGCAGUGAAGAACCUCAUGGUGUGCAAUGCUCGAAUAAUGGCUUACACAUCGGAGCUGCAGAAAUUAGAAGAGCGGAUUGCAAAUCAAAGUGGAAGAGGGUGUUUUCCUUUUGACAGUGAUGUGAACUUUGAAAAUAAAGAACGAACAGCAUGUAAAGGAAAGAUUGCCAUAUCAGAUAUUCGAAUACCACUAAUGUGGAAAGACUCUGAUCACUUCAGCAAUAAAGAACGAUCACAGCGUUAUGCCAUAUUUUGUUUAUUCAAAAUGGGAGCUGAAGUUUUUGAUACCGACAUGGUAAUUGUUGAUAAAACAAUCACAGAUAUAUGUUUUGAAAAUGUAACUAUAUUUAAUGAAGCAAAGCCAGACUUUCAGGUAAAGGUGGAACUAUAUAGCUGCUGUACAGAAGACUCUUCUAUAACCAAUACACCAAAAAAAUUAGCUAAGAAACUGAAGACAUCUAUAAGUAAAGCUACAGGGAAGAAAAUAAAUUCAAUGCUUCAAGAAGAUCAUGAAACGUGUUUGUCCUUCAGUUGUGCUAUUUCUGGUGCAAAGUAUAAUUUGCUAGCUCACACUACACUGACCUUGGAAAGUGUUGAGGACAGUUUCAAGACCCAUAAUCUGUCUAUUAAUGGAAAUGAGGAGUCUUCGUUUUGGCUUCCCUUAUAUGGCAACAUGUGCUGCCGAUUAGUGGCCCAGCCAGCUUGUAUGGCUGAGGAUGCAUUUGCAGGAUUUCUUAAUCAGCAGCAAAUGUUAGAAGGUCGGAUUAGUUGGAGACGGUUGUAUUGUGUUUUGAAAGGAGGUAAACUCUAUUGUUUUUACACUCCAGAAGAAAUUGAAGCUAAAGUGGAACCAGCUUUGGUAGUGUCCAUUAACAAGGAGACCAGAAUUCGAUCAAUGGAUAAGAAUGCCAAGAAAACCCAUAGUUUCUCUGUCAUCAGUCCCGUUGCUGGAGAGGCUGUAACUCAUAUUUUUGUAGCUGACAGUAGAGAAGAUCUUCAGAAAUGGAUGGAAGCCUUCUGGCAGCAUUUCUUUGAUCUCAGCCAAUGGAAGCAUUGUUGUGAAGAACUUAUGAAAAUUAAGAUUAUGUCACCACGGAAACCACCUUUGUUCUUGACAAAAGACGCGACCUCAGUGUACCAUGAUAUGAGCAUUGAUUCACCUAUAAAGCUUGAAAGUCUAACUGACAUAAUACAAAAAAAAAUUGAAGAGACAAAUGGACAGUUCCUUAUUGGUCAGCAUGAAGAAUACUCACCACCUCCUUGGGCCACAAUCUUUGAUGGUAACCAUGAAGUGGUCAUCCAGAAAAAGGUAUUAUCUUCAAACAAGCAGUUACCUGAUGGGAAAAGGAAAAAGAGACAAGCUCCCCUUCCCCCUUCUGAUAAAGCUCCAUUCAGCUUAAAGACACAGAGCAACACAGAUCAAUCGGUGAAGGACAACUGGGAAAAAACAGAUUUAUCUCAGACCUCUUCUUUGGAUACCAAAUUAUCAACCCUGAUGCAUCACUUACAGAAACCAGUGGCUGCUCCUCGAAAACUCCUUCCUACCAGGAAAAGCAGUUUAACCGAUGGUGAACACUCAGACACUAAAACCAGUUCUGAAGCCAAGCCAGUGCCCACCCCAAGGCAGAAAUCGAUCAAAGACAUUUUGGACCCUCGAUCAUGGUUGCAGGCAUAAAUAUAGAAAACCCUUAACUGUCUAAAACAUUAACAAAAUCUGUAACUGUGAGGCUUGAUUCAGCACUAUAGAUGUAGUAAUAUGAAAUUAUGCAGGUAAAUAAGAUAGUGAUUUAAAUCAAUAAUUAAUAAGUUAUAAAGUAUAAACCUGUUUUAUAAUGAAGAAAUGAAUUUCUCAUUUACUUCUGAUUUUCAUAAUAUGAGUGAUUUCCCCAGCAGAGUGCAAGAGGCACUCUCUAGACAAUACCCUAAUUGUUGGAAGGGUUAAUUUAUUCCUAAAUUAGUACCAGGCAGUGAACAAGAACUAGGCAGAAUAAAGCAUUAAAAUUUCUUUGGGGAGAGACUGUCUAGUAAUUUAAAAUGUGUUAAAUAUGAGCCACAUUCUCAUUUUGAGAAUUUUAACACUAAUGGAAUUUUUCAAAAGUUUUAUUCAAACCACAAAUUAUAGAAUUCACCCAAGAAAAUUUCUUCUCAGCAUUCUGGAAUUCUCAUCUAAUGAUUCACUGGCUCUCAUCUAUUGUUUAACCCACUUAGUUAACUCACUGACCUUUUAAAUUCCUGGGAUAAAUUUGGGAUAUUAAACUCUUCAUCUUUAAAGGGAAUUUGUAAUGUGCUAUUCAAAGUUGUCUCUUUGAUGAGCCCUGAAAUCCUGUAGACAUUAACUCUCAUAAGUGAAGCAUACAUUUAUUAGUUUAGAGAAAAGGUAGAUGAAAUGUUCUUUCAUUUUUCUAUGCAUAGUGCUGAUUUCCAUUGUUACAUUGGAAUUUAGGGAAGAGAGUAGCUGAUUAACACUUAAAAAUUUAUUUAAUACUUAUUUUAAAAGCAGGUGGUCAAUUCAAAAAUAUCAGAAAAGUGACCCAAGAUAAUAACUUUCAGAAUUAAACCCUCUUUUAAGAAUUUUAAUUAGGUUUUCUUUUUCUAGCAAGAGUUGAUGUCUUCUAUUGAUAUUAUUCACUAAAAAUCAUAUUCUUACAAUAAUGACAUCAGAAUUAUUUCUAUAGGAAGUAAUUUCCAUAGCAACUAAUCAUAGUGACCGAAACAGAAUUAUGAAAGCAAAUAAGGAAUAAAUAGCAAGAGAUUGAAUAUCUCACAAGAACAAAAACAUUCAUUUUUUUAUAAUAAUAUUUUUUGUAAACAAGAGCUGAACAGAAUCUAAUCAGAAUUUCUAAAUAAAACGGUUUCCAUAAGGUGUCAGCAACAGCACUAAAAAUCCCAAAUCACAGUGAACCUUAAAUAUCAUUGCAAGAAAUAAGAAUUAAAUUACUGCCCUGCAUAUAAUCUCUAGAGAUCUUUUUAGAGCCUGUACGAACUCUAUUUGGAUCAGAACUACAUUAUUACAAAGUAAAAUGAACACUUGACAAAAAUAACAUUAAUUUAAAUGGAGCCUUUCGUUAUUUUUAGAUAGCAAAGUCUUUUUUCAUUUAUAUAGAAUGAUGUAACUGCCAGGUUACUUUUGUGUUUGCUCAGGACUCUAGUUAGAAUUAGGACUCCAGGGAGCGGUGAUACAAAAGGUCUCUUGUGACUGGCGACAUCAGGACAGACAUAGUAUUUGAUGAGAAGGAAACCCUAUAUGCUUGCCUGAUAGAAUUUAGAGACAAUCACACAUAUAAAAACCUAAGAAGGUAGGAUUAAUUUGUUUUUCUAACUAGAAGGCUCUUGUAAAUUUUUGUUGUGAUUGCCAAUUUAGUAAAUGGCAUAUUGCAAGUCUAAAGGAUAUAAUUAUUUGAAUUGUUAUUUUUAAACCUCACUGCUGUUUUUGACAGCAUUUGUGACUGUCGUUGCUGCAGAAUUAUUGAGCUAGAAGAUGCUGGAGGCAAAAUUGUUUCUGAAACUGGUAUGUAAGCAUUCUUUUUUUUUUUAAGCUGAAGCCUUCCUUAUAACAAACCAGUGUUAAAACUUCCAAAUUAUAUUCUUGUCAUUUCUCCUUAUGCAUAUUAUAUCAAGAAGGGUUUAAGUUGUACAGGAAAGAGAAUUUAUUCAUAGAGAGAUUACCUGGCAGUUGUUCCCUCAGUGGGACCCUUUGAAACAAGGCUGAGGCCCUCGCUCCUAGAGCCCUUUGGGUGAAACCUGACCAAGGACCACCUCCCCCGCCCACAUUAUUCAGGCUGUUUCCAGGGGCCCAUUUCACUGUAUGUUUCGAAGCUUUUGAAAUUGGGCUGAAGUCUUCAGUUGCACUUCCUUUGGGACUGUGCUCAUUAAACGUCAGUGCCCUUCUCCCCAAAAGGUCUAAGUUGAAGAUGGGCCUCCUACCUCCCUCUUUCCCUUUUUCUUUCCUUCCCUCCCCGUCUUCUUUCCUCCCUUCCUUACUUUCAGAGUUAAAAAAAAUCCAAAAAACUAAAAAUACUGAGUUAAACACUUUGUUAAGGAGUUUGUCAAAAGCAGUAUUUGUUUUCUCAUUUCCUAAACCGGAAGUUUAUGACAGAGAAAAAUAUGCCAUGUAAUAAAAGACAUUUCAGCUUUUUAUGAGAUGGCUUUUCACAUUCCUUGUUUGUCUUCUUUUUUUUUCUUGGUAUAUGAAGGCUAUAAACUUGAAACAAAGAGUUAGCUGUCAUAUCUUGGUAAUAUAAUUGUAGAAACAUAAUAGAAUAUAUAUUUCAGAAUAUAAUUCUAAUGAUCUGAAAAAAAUAAUAGUUGAGAAAAUUACAUUUACAUUCAAGCUCUGGGAUAUAAAUUACAACAGCAUUAAGAUAUUAUUUUUAAUUGCUACAAAGUGGGAACAUUUAAACAAAGGGCAAAGAAGCCAUUUUGUUAUAAAUGCACACCUUCUAAGGUAAACAGUCUUUCAGAAUAUCACGCAUGCCAACUCUUGGUGAGUUGUAUUAAAUCUUUCUCAACUGUCUGCAGCGCCCCAACUUUUUUAAAAUGGAUGUUCAUGUCUGUCAAAAACUAAAUCUACUCAUUAUGAAUGUCAUGUCUUUACCCUUUCAGACCCUACAAAAUGUGUUUAACCUGGUACUAUUUACUAAAAAUGGAAGCUGCCUUAUUUAGAGACAAUUCAUGUACGAUAGGUUAAAGAGUGAAAUAUUUCUUUAGGCUUAUGUUCAGCAUCUCAGCCACCUACCAAGAAGUUAAUUAAUUCAGUGCAAAAUGAAAUUAUAGAGCAGUUUGGUACAAUUUCUGUUAAAUGCCACUUGAAUGUAAUCACCUGUGCUACUGGGAACAAGGAAAACCUCCCCAGAUGGGGGUGGAGCGCAGCAUCAGGGACCAGAGGAGAAAGGCCUUGGCCGGCAGAAUGUGUGCUCCUAUGGGCUGGAAUUUAUCAAAACCCGUUACUUUUUUAAAGAGUGAAUUAUUGAACAGUAAUUAAACUUUAACUAAUGACCAUUUGUAUCCUCGUAGUUGUUUUCAGUGUCUAUUUGUCUGGACCUAUAAUGCAGAUAGAAUUGACUUGUACUUAGAUUCCAAAGGUAGUACAAUUUUUAAAUGUUUACUUGUUUAUGUGUAACUGCUUCAUUGCUAAUAAUAGUUGUAUGAAAACA